Hibiscus syriacus is the source of this 3072-nucleotide messenger RNA. Its product is annotated as cleavage and polyadenylation specificity factor subunit 6-like. The transcript has 2 exons. The record is from RefSeq and is a predicted model, not a curated record. NCBI's taxonomy places the organism in Eukaryota, Viridiplantae, Streptophyta, Magnoliopsida, Malvales, Malvaceae. Gene Ontology annotation, cellular component: mRNA cleavage and polyadenylation specificity factor complex. Gene Ontology annotation, biological process: mRNA alternative polyadenylation. The coding region runs from base 511 to 2586 and encodes 691 amino acids. Gene Ontology annotation, molecular function: mRNA binding.
GAAAAUUUAAUAGGCUUUUGGUGAUUAAUCUCAUAUCAUCUUCGAGCUUCGACGCCGUUUUCCAGCAAACAGCCAGAACAUCGAGCAUUCGUAAAAUAGUACUGCUUUGUGCUUGCUAAAAGGCCUAAAAGAAAGGUUUUGAUUCGCUUGUGGCUUUUUUUCUCGUUGUUGUUGGGUUAACUUUGGGUUUUAUCACUUACUAUCUCCCUCUCUUUGUCUCAUGGUGAGUUUACAUUCUUUGCUCUGUAAUCAAAUUCAAUGCUUUCUUAGUUAGGAAUCAACCUUCGGAAUUUAUUUUUUGGUGGUUUAGGCUCUUUCACGGCGGUGCUCGUUAAAUUCCCAGAAAAAGAAAGAAGAAUCCCAUGGUCUUUGAGGAUUAGGGUUUUGCGUAUUUCUCUCACGUUUCUCUUUUUGAUAUCUCACUUAAGCUGCCUGGAAGCAGAAAAAGCUCGAAGUUUUGAAAUUAGUUUGGGGGUACUUUUUGUAUUUUUGAAUUUUUGAGGGGAAAAGAUGGAUGAAGAGAAAGAAGGGGAUCAGUUCCAUACGAAUGAAGCAAUCUCGGCUGUUGCUGAUGUGAGUUUUUUAGGUGAAGACGACGAAGAUUUUGAAGACCUUUACAAUGAUGUUAAUGUUGGUGAAGGGUUUCUUCAAUCUUUGAGAAGAAACGACAAUGUAGGGUUUAGAAAUGAAGAAACUAAGAAUAGUUCUAAUAUUAACAGUGGUGGGAAAGUUAGUGGAUCACCAAUAGGUGCUCCAGAAUCUGGUGUUUCACUUCCGGGGGUUGCAGGUGGUGGUGAUAGUGGGGAUUCCAGAGUUUCUUAUGAGAGUCAAGGGUUUAGGGGUGUUGGUGCUGUUGAUGAUGUCAAAGGACCUAGUCCGGGCAUUGGUGGGGGUGGGCUUAGGGUUGAAUUAGCUCAGGCUCCGAGUAAAUUGAAUGAGGUUGCUGUGGAGCAGAGUGGGAAUAAGAAUAGUGGUUUAGGUAGUGUAGGUGGUAUGGGACAUCAGGGAUAUGGUGUAGGGAAUGUGGGGGGUGUUGAGAAUGAAGAUUUGGUGAGACAAGGAGUAGUAGGAGGUGCUGGUGUGAAUGGCCUUGGUGGCAGUGGUGGUGGUCCUAUAAUUGCGAAUGGAGGUGGAAAUUUGGGUGUUGCUGGUGCUGGCCCUGGAGUUGGAGCAAAUGGUGGUGCAGGUGGAGGUGGUGGGACAAUAUUGUUUGUUGGAGAUUUGCAUUGGUGGACAACAGAUGCUGAAUUAGAGUCCGAGUUGUGCAAGUACGGGCCCAUCAAGGAAGUAAAGCUUUUCGACGAGAAAGCAAGUGGGAAGUCGAAAGGGUAUUGUCAGGUUGAGUUUUAUGAUCCAUCCGCAGCCACAGCUUGUAAGGAGGGAAUGAAUGGGCACAUGUUUAACGGAAGGCCUUGUGUUGUUGCCUUUGCAUCUCCCUUUACUGUUAAGAAAAUGGGAGAGGCUCAGUUAAAUAGGAAUCAGCAGAUGGCACAGUCUGCUCUCUUGCAAGCAAAGAGGGGUCCUAAUGAUGUGGCUGGUAAGACUGGUGUCAAUAAUAUUCAAUCUGGUGGGAAUUUCCAAGGUGGGGAUAAUAAUAAAGGUUAUGGUAGAGGGAAUUGGGGAAGAAGCUAUGCACAGGGAUUGGGAGGUAGAGGGCCAGGUGGUCCUAUGAGGAACAGGGGUGGUAGAGGUAUCAUGGGAAAUGGUGGAAAUGGAUUCGGGCAGGGAAUGGGUGGGACACCUCCUCUCAUGCACCCGCAGUCAAUGAUGGGUCAAGGUUUUGAUCCUGCUUUUGGUGGCCCCAUGGGAAGAAUGGGCAGUUAUGGAGGCUAUCCUGGUUGUCCAGUGCCUCCGUUUUCAGGGAUUUUACCUUCAUUCCCUCCUGCUGGAGGAGUUGGUUUUCCUGGAGUGGCUCCUCAUGUUAACCCUGCAUUUUUUGGAAGAGGUAUGCCCAUGAAUGGUAUGGGGAUGAUGCCCUCAGGUUGUGUAGAUGGGCCUAAUAUGGGAAUGUGGUCAGAUCCUAGCGUGGGAGGAUGGGGUGGUGCUGAGCAUGGUGUUGGGAGAGCUGGAGAGUCAAGCUAUGGGGAGGAAGCUACGUCUGAUCAUCAAUAUAGUGAGGUUAGUCAUGACAAAGGAGUUUGGAAAAAUCCAGCUAAAGAAAAAGAUAGAACAUCAGAAAGAGAGUGGUCUGGUUCAUCCGAAAGAAGGCAGCGUGAUGAUAAAGAACCAGGAUAUGAUAGGGACGUACCUAGGGAGAAGGAAAUGGGCCAUGGUCAUGAUUGGCCUGAAAGAAGGCACCGGGAUGAUAGAGACAUUGGUCGAGAACAUGAUAGGGAGCGAUCUCGAGAUCGUGACCGUGAUCGUGAUAGGGAACGUGAUCGGGAGAGGGAUAGAUAUAGGGAAGACCGAGACAGAUAUGCAGAUAAUCGUAGGUACAGGGACCGUGAGCCAGAGCAUGAUGAUGAUAGGGACCAGGGGCGGUCGUCAAGGACACACAGCAAGUUCCGAUUACCACAGGAAGAUGGGCAUCGCUCUAGAUCUAGAGAUGCUGAUUACAGGAAGAGGCCACGGCUUACCUUAGGGUGACUUACCUGAAGCCUCUUAUAUCUAAGUUCUGUUAGAAAUUAAGGGCAAAAACAUUUAGUUCAUCAUUCUCUUUUGGUGUCUUUCUCAACUGGCGGUGUUGCGGUCAUGAAUUCAUAGCCAUUCGUAGUUCAAUGCCUCAAUUUGUCGAUUGCUGCUCUUUUGAGUAGGUCUCAAUCUCUUAUGAAACAAGUAAGUUCCUCAACCACAUUUUUCUUAUCAUAUUAUCCGAGUAUCUUAGUAUCCAUGAAAAUGUCCAUCCAUGUUUUAUUUGCCUGAACGUUCAGAAUUGUGUAACACUGGUUUUAAUGUGCAUGCAGUACACAUAAAUUUCUCUAUUUACAUACAUGUGUUAAAUCGCUGAUCUCAAAAUGCUGGGAGUAGGGUAGCUAAUAUUUGUGUAAUGACUGUCUAUAGUAAAUUUUCUGCUAUACAUGGUACAUGCUAGUUAGACAUACUCCGACUUUCCUGUCUUAGAUGACCGUCCAC